AUGAAAUGGUUUCGUUAUUUUACUUUAAAAUCACGUAAAAAUUUUAUUCGUCGAUAUUUAAAAGCAAAUGGAAUUGAUUAUCAUUCAAGACAUACAGCAAAUUAUGAUAAUGAAAUGCUUCGAACUUUUGUCGAUAGUUAUUGUCGUCAAGAUGGAAUCUUAUUGUUACGUAUUAUUACUGCAAAUAUGAAUAAUGUUAUUGUUGGUGAACUUAUUUGUGCUUUAUGGGAUAAUUGGCAAAAACAACGACAAAUUCGUAUUGAUACUUUAUCUCAACAUAUUGCAAAUAAUAAAGAAAAAUUACUCGAUGAUCAUGAUAGUAAUAAUUCAACAUUACCACAUUCAAAAACAGGAACAUUAAGCAUCCAUGAUGAUCGUUAUUUAUUAUUACCACCGCGUAUUUAA
Adineta steineri is the source of this 405-nucleotide messenger RNA. The record is from the annotation of a GenBank genome assembly. Lineage: Eukaryota; Metazoa; Rotifera; Eurotatoria; Adinetida; Adinetidae.